Messenger RNA from Lytechinus pictus (painted urchin), 5238 nucleotides. RefSeq names its product angiotensin-converting enzyme-like. The transcript has 13 exons. Gene Ontology annotation, biological process: proteolysis. Lineage: Eukaryota; Metazoa; Echinodermata; Echinoidea; Temnopleuroida; Toxopneustidae. The record is from RefSeq and is a predicted model, not a curated record. The coding region runs from base 204 to 2219 and encodes 671 amino acids. Gene Ontology annotation, cellular component: plasma membrane. Gene Ontology annotation, molecular function: metallopeptidase activity; peptidyl-dipeptidase activity.
ACUGAUUCUGAGGGCAUAUACAAUACCUAUUAUUGAAUGUGAAUGCAUUGGUAGUAUACAGUUAACUAUGCAUUGCAGACUAAACUGUACAAUGUUGUUCUGGUAAACCACUGUGGACUAUACUUCUUGCAUUAAUGCCUUAAAAUGAUAGCUAUCCUGUAUCGGAUUUACACUUGCACUAAGGGAACCGAGUCAACCUUAAUAUGCAGCUCUUGAUGAACGUGUACAAAAUGGCGUCCAUCCGAUGGACCAUAUACGCUGUUCUCGCUUCAGUACUCUUUAUCACCAAUGUGACGUGCUAUCUUCAACUUGAUCUUCACAAACUUGACCAGUUCGUCGAAAAAACGAGAGGACUUAUUGGACGUAUGGCAUGUUUGGACGAGAAUUCAGAACUUUGUCUGCUAUGUCCAAAUUGUGUCGAUUAUGUCAUGUAUGGUACUGUGGAUGAUCCAGCCGUUAUCAAUGAAUGGUUGGAUGUCCUAAAUUUCACCAUGGCGGAGACAUCACACUUUGCUGCUCUCGCUUCAUGGAAUUAUGUCACGAAUAUUACCAAAUACAACACUGAAUUUUUGUCCAAUGUUUCAAUGCUGUCUGGAAACUAUGGUUUGGAGAUGAAAGAUGAAGCAAGAAGAAUCAUUCAAGAUAAACUUGAUGGCAGGAGCAAAAGAAUGCUCAAAUUCGCUCUGAGGGGCAGCGAGCUUCGAGAUGGACGUAAAAGAAGAUUACUGCAAAUGACUACGAAUAAGAUGCAGACAAUAUACAGCGUCGGAAAAGUAUGUCCAUCCGACCAGCCAGCAGGAAAGACUGAGGGAUGCCUCGCAUUGGAGCCGGAUCUAGAAAACAUAUUGGCCAAAAAUCGGGAUUAUGACGAACUUCUCCGGGUUUGGGUCGGAUGGAGAGAUGCAGUAGGUCCUAAGAUCGGGAAGCUCUAUCCAACCUACGUUGAAUUGAAGAACGAAGCGGCAAAUUCAGGAGGUUAUGAUACCUAUACCGAUGUCCUCCUCGAAAAGUACGAAGACCCCACAUUUGAGGAAGAGGUCGAUGAACUCUGGCAAGAAGUCAAACCAAUGUACCUCCAGCUUCAUUCUUACGUAAGGAGAAAGUUGGCGGGAAAGUACGGAGAUGAUAAGGUAGACGUGCGCGCCCCCAUUCCAGCUCAUUUACUUGGUAAUAUGUGGGCACAGCAAUGGAAUAACAUUUACGACAUCGUGGAGCCUUUCCCCAACAAGGGAACUAUAGAUGUCACCGAUAAAAUGAAAGAAGAAGGAUGGACCGUUCUAAAAAUGUUUCAAGUUGCAAACAGGUUUUUCAAGUCUCUUGGUCUUUAUGAGAUGCCACCAACAUUCUGGACGAAGUCUAUGUUUGAGAAACCUAAAGAUAGGGAGGUUGUGUGUCAUGGAUCAGCUCAUGAUUUCGCAGAGUACAGAGAUGUCAGGAUUAAAAUGUGCACCGAAGUAAACAUGGAGGAUUUAAACACCGUACACCAUGAGAUGGGUCACUGUGAAUACUACCUUCAAUACAACAAACAACCUGAGAUCCUAAGAGGGGGUGCUAACCCUGGCUUUCAUGAGGCGGUAGGAGAUACUAUAGCCCUCUCUGUCGUUACCCCUGACUAUCUUAACCAGAUAGGUCUACUAGAUUCCAACAAAAUCGAUAAAAGCCAAGAAAUCAACUAUUUGAUGGAGGUAGCUCUCAACAAGAUAGCCUUCUUGCCGUUUGGAUUGCUGAUUGAUAAAUGGAGGUGGCAGGUGUUUCGAGGGGAGAUAACACCAGAAGAAUAUAAUGAUAAAUGGUGGCAACUUAGGGAGGAAUAUCAGGGGCUGGUCCCACCUGUAAAGAGGACUACCAGUGAUUUUGACCCCGGUGCCAAAUACCAUAUACCUUCGGGAACGCCUUAUAUCAGAUAUUUUGUGAGUUUCCUCAUCCAGUUUCAAUUUCACGAGGCUCUUUGUAAAGCAGCAAACAACCAAGGUCCCCUUCAUCUAUGUAAUGUCUAUAACUCAAAGGAAGCAGGAACUAAACUAAAAUCAAUGUUAGAGAUGGGUAUGAGCCGCCCAUGGCCUGAUGCAAUGGAAGUUCUUACUGGUGCUCCCAACAUGGAUACCUCAGCUAUCAAGGAAUAUUUUAGACCAUUGAUGGAAUGGUUGGAAAAAGAAAAUGAUGGGCAGCUGAUCGGAUGGGGAAAUGAACUUAGGAUCUUCCGUCGACAAAGGAAAUAAUUGAAUCAUGGAUAAUACUCUUCAACAAACCCUCUUUUUAUUUGGGAGGGAGUAGGGAUAGGGAUAGCAAUACGUUUUGGAACCCAAUAAUAGACAUGUUUUCUUGUCAUUCAUUGACCAUGAUUGAUGAUUGUUUUCGAUUCAUUCAUUACUUAUGUUCUUUGAUACGUUACUCAUGCCAAUAUUUUCAAACAUGAUUCACGCUCAUUUUAGGGGAUAAGGGUCCUGGUUGUAAUUAAAAAAAACAAAAACAUGUGUACCGAAAGAAAAAGGAAUUUGGAAAGUGAAAUCAUAAUUGGGUGAUUUGAAAGAAAAUCUAUCGGGGAUUUUAAUGACCCAAAAAGCUCUUUCAGAGUACAUUAAUUUGGACUAAUUCAGGCAUGGGUAAUGAUAUAGACUCGUUGAUAUUUCUACCUAAUUCUAUGGACGAACGGUAUAUGGACAUUUAUUUGUCAUAAAGGGGUGCAUAUUCUUGAGAUAAUUGUGUUUAACAUCUUUUAUCCUUCCCUUUUUCUCUUUUAGAAUAGCGAACAAAUAAAUAAUAUACUAGCGAAAAAGUUGAUUAGUGAGCAAAUUUCACUAAAACUACAGGUGUGUGAUUCACACAAAAACUGGACAUUUGUAAAGUCUUGCCAGAAAGGUUGAGAGAAAGAGGGUCAUUCGCAAAAUAGCACAUCAUCUAUUCUUAUAUAGAUGAGAUCAUUGCUAAAUUAAAAUAUGAAAAUAAUGAUCAUGAAAACUACCUGAAAAUAAACAACGGGUGUGGUUCUAGAGUGCAAUGUUGCCCAAGACACUUUUAGGAAAAUAUUUUCAUGAUUUUGUAAUCUUAUUAUGAUACUUUCACCUGUUCAAUUGAUUAGAUAUGAAAUCUAAACAAAAUCUUCGUCUAUUCCGACUGUGCAUGUUCCCCCACCAGCAAACUUUGAGGUCAGGCGAUCAAGCAAUUAGCACUUUGACAACAAUUAAACUAGAGAAAGGUGAGCGUAUACAGGUGGAUGGGCUCCAUUUCAAUUAGCAGAAAGACAACGAUUAGAGAUGUGUUUCAAGGGCAUGACGUGUACGCAACCGUUCAGCCAAAUACUUGAAUGCAUAAAUAACAUUUGAUGUUCACGGGAUAUGAAUUGAUAAUGAACUUGCAAUCUUCAUGUAAUUAAGUAGAUUCUUGGUUGUGACCACGCACCUAACAGUUAGCGAGUUCUCUGAGCCUAGCCACAAGUUUGGUCAAAUUAUGAAGUGAAGAUUCCCCGUGUUACCUCAUCAGCCUUUCGUAAGGGGAGCGCGCGUACCUUUAAACCUCUUUCAUUACCAUGACUAUAUUCGACUCUUUCCAUACAUUUUACUCGUAGAUGUCAUGAAAGUACAAGGAAUUAUAUUUAGAUUUAAAUUUAAUUCAUAUAAUAUUUAUAUUACUAUUAGAGUAAACAUGUAAUCAUCACUACUAAUGCACCAAUUGUAAUGAACUAUUAUUUUCUGGAAUUACAAUGCUAGAAAAGCAGUACCUUAUGUGUUCUGUCAUCAAGUUUCAUUGUUUGUACUUAUACCACUUUGUUGAUGCAUGGUAUUUCCAGAGAUGAAAUACAUUCAAUUAUGACUUGGCUCAUUAGCAAUUCUAUUGUAUUUGAAACCCAAUGAAACGUGUAGAAAACAGACAUCCAUGCCUCAAGAGCAUUUUAGUUAGAAAGGUAGAUGUGCUGUGAAAUAUUCUAUCCGUGUAAAAAUGUUCGCUUUGAAAUAAUAUCAUUUACUGAUAAUAAAGCCAGGUUUUAGAAUUUUCAUAAAUAUUUACAUGUAAUAAAACCAAAUAUAUCAAAAAAUUAUUCACAGAAUGAAAGAGUCUAGGUAUUUGUAUCCAAAUCGUGAAAUUGAAUAUGGGUUGGUUACGCCCAAAUAUCUCAACGAUAAAAAGACAAAUUUGAUUAUGGAUUUUGGAAUCGUUUACAAUAACGCAUGUGAUGAAAUAAUCUGGUUGAUAAUUAUGAGAAAAAAAACAUUGAAAUAAUUAUGGCGAAUAAGAAUCACUAUAGAGAUUUUUGUCACUUAUGUGAAAUUAUUUUGUAAGUAAUGGUUUUAUAGAAAUGUUUUAGAUUGUUAUAACCUAGUUAUGUCUUCCUAUGUCCAAUUUUGGGGAUACACAGUUGUCUUGAUUUAAGUUUUUCCAACAAAUCCCACUAUUUGGAAAGCUGUUGCAUUGCCUUUUAAAACAUAAUUCAAAGUCUCACGAUUUAACCAACCUAUUAUCAAUCUUUCAGUGUGGUUACUAUAGGUACAUAUACCAACUGUUGGUUAAAAAAAAAUCCCCAUUCGUUUUAUACGAAAUUUCAUUUUUACGAACAGUUUGAGAGUUUCACAUGCUAACCAAUAUUAUUUAUUCCCUACAUAAUUAUAUCAUAUAUUCAUUUAAUGCAAUGGUUUUAUUUUGAGUUGAUUUUAGAUUAAUUUCAUCUCCAUGUUGGUAUAUACGAAUAUCAUCAAGAUAUGAAGAAAAAAAAAUCUACUUGAUAAUUAUUUUUCUCGUAUAUAGAAUAAAGUGAUAGUUAUUUAUGAUAAUAAUUAUCGGUAUAUUGUCUUUGCUACAUGCAUCUUUUAUUUGUAAAUAUCCCCGAGAUUUGUUUUCAAUAUUAAUAUAAGAGCACAUUUAAUAUUUAGAAGAAAAAAGGUUUAUGGAGUGUGCGACUCUGAUCUUAAAAGUGGCCUAAAAUUAUGAAUACCUGAAUGAACACUAAUCCUAUAAGAAUUGUGCAUAAUAAGCAAAGGAAAAUCUUAAAGUUCAUGUGCCUUUUAGAAAAUUAUGGCAAGCCAACUCUGAACUAACUUGUUACAUUCUUAAUUAAAUAUGUAAAUUGCACAAGAUAAAUUAAAGCGCGUGAAUAAAAAUAAUGUUAAUAAUAAAUUACUCUUAUAUAGCGCAUUUCAUGAGAUCCAUAUCAAAGCGCUUUACAAUGUAGAACAUAUGAAAUAUACAGAAAAGGGAGAAUUAUAAAUUUUAUAACAAAAAAAUAAAAAUAUCGAGGACACUGUA